Pseudocercospora fijiensis CIRAD86 is the source of this 6135-nucleotide messenger RNA. RefSeq lists its product as uncharacterized. The transcript has 47 exons. Bases 1 to 6135 code for a protein of 2044 amino acids. NCBI's taxonomy places the organism in Eukaryota, Fungi, Ascomycota, Dothideomycetes, Mycosphaerellales, Mycosphaerellaceae. The record is from RefSeq and is a predicted model, not a curated record.
AUGUCGCGCUUGAGCGACGAAGCGGGCGCAAAGCUUCCCAAGUCAUCUCAACACUUCGCAUACCUCGCACUGCUACUCUCUAGUCCACUGGCACUUACUUUGGUUCUUUGGUUGCAUGAAUUAAUUAUACAUGGCGAAAUUGCGAUCUUCGCCGAGUUCCACAGCGUCCGCCGCGCGUCCCAACGACAGCAACCCGAGGACGUGGACAUUAUGUCCGUGAUACACGAAUCCACGUCAGAAGAUGACAUAGCAAUUGGCCGCCGAUUCCGCGCAAUUCUCGACGAGGCGCACGACGUCCACGCUUCCCUCGAGAAGUAUCGGCGCCUUUGGCAAGACUACUGCACCGUGGAAGGGACAGACUCGGCAAUUGAAGCACACACAAGUCACGAGCAGGUCGCAAAUCGGAUCAUACACAACUUUCUUCACCAGUAUGCACAUGAGUCGCUCACACCGAAAGACAUACGUUCACACGUUCGAGCCAUUAUGUCGGAGAAGUUUGAAUGGCAUGAGGAUGUUGAAGGCCUUCGAUACUACGCCAUAUUUGGGGCCGAUGGAGUUUCGAGACGUUUCAUGGUCGAGCUACGCGCGCUUGCGAGCAUGCGCCAAAGCCCAUGCGAUGAGGCCACGGAAGGAGGCCGAGGGCUGACAUUUGCUGAAGGCUUUAGCAUGAUGCGAGAAGCGCAGGACCAACGACGAGGCGAGACGCACCAUAUUCGGGGCACAAGUCUGGAGGCUCUCUGGCGGCCCAGUGACUGCGUGAGCGCCAUCGAGAUGGCUCGAGAGCGAAUGAAAAUGAGCAAGGUGGAAAGGCCGAGGCGUCGGCAGCCAAAGCGGAGUACGGAGCCUUGCGCAGAAGAGGCAGGCGAGGUAGACGCAGAAACACCUGGCGAACAUGGAGAUAGACAGCAGAGCAGCGCAAGAGAUGGGCGAAGAGACAGCGCGAUAUCUGAGGGCGGCAUAGAACAUGGGCGAAGAGGUAGUGCCUCGCCGCUGCUGGAUGGGUUGUCAUUUCUUGACACAGCCAAAGACAUCGAGGCGGAGGAUGUCGAGGGCCAGCGCAAGGACAAGAAUGGGACUGAGGAGAGCGACGAGGGCCAGGACAAGAAUGAUGGUGUAGCUGGGGAGAUGAACGACAACCAAGACGAGAACGAGAGUGUGUUUGGGGAGCACGACGACAAGCAGGACGAGAAUGACAGUGUGGUUGGUGAUGUUGGUGGGGAGGAUGAUGGUAGGGAGGAUGAUGGUGGAGCUAGGGAGUACGACGGCGGCGGCCAUCUCGCAUUUGGUGCUGAAGACUCGAGUUCCACGGCGGAGGGCCUCGACUUUGCGGACUUCCCGCUCCCGCCCGCAUUCCCGCCUCUACCUGCUGCAACUUCACAAGGACAGCGGUCUCCUGCCCGCACACCUUCACCUUCUCCGUCCUCCACCACCCAAACACAACGCACAAGUACCCAUACCAGCACAGUGGCCGACACAAUUACAAGCACAAGCAGAGAUACGAUGCGUGGCUUGAAGCGACCUGCAACUGAGGCGCUUUCAUCACGCGCCCGGGAACCUCGGCUGCCAGGCGCUGUCUCGCGUUUCAAGACCAAUCACCUCGACCCAUACGUCCAUUCUCAGUCCGGCUCUCAAUAUGUUCAGCUCGCUCGGCAGUUCUUAUCUGGAUUCGUAUCGACAUCGGGAUGCACCAUGUACGACUCAGUCACCAACGACGUAGCAAUUGCCACCGCAGCCGAUGGUUCUGGCAGCCACGACGAAACCCGUGCUGCGUAUGUGACAGUGUACGACUACACCGCGCAGCAGGCCGCAUACGUUAUCCUGUUGCCGCUCCCGGCCGACGAGCUCCCGGCUGACCCAGCUUCUCGCCCUGCGCAAUCUCCGGCUGUGCGUUGGCUCUGCGCUCAUGUCCACUGCGACGAAUCAGCUGACUCGGUCAUUGUCCACUCGUUACCUGGUCCUUACUCCGCCGCCACUCUACACGCCCGUCUCAGUGCAGUGCUGUCGCAUGCUGUUCCUCAUGAUCGGGCUGCGCGGAUCCGCAGCAUACCGCCCGAAGCAUACAGGAUCGACGAGUUUCCUGCCCCCAGUGACGCCGGCUGUCAGGAUCCCACCGACUUUGUCAAGUGCAUGGCUACCGCGGUGUGCUUGGUCACCGAUGGCGAGCCUGGUCGGCAUAUCUGCGUCUGGGCUUGGAUCAGCGCCAUGUGUAUCGUACACACCCAGUCCAGCCGCCUCACGGAGUACCAAAGUGCGAUUGAGCUGCCCACGCUCAGAUCAACCCUUACCGAGAACCAGAGCCAUAAAAGUGACAGCGUCUUGGGCACGGCCGCUGCCGCGCUCGCUUCGUUCAGAUCCGACAUUAACAGCCAACGCAACGAACUCCGCGCACUGAGCCAAUAUUCAGAGCAGCUCGAACUCAUUGGCAGAUGUGUCACCAUAGCACGAGACCAAGCUCCUCCCCCUGAUCCUGUUGUUGUCGCCGAUUGCCAAAAGAAGAUCAGCAUGUACAAGAGCAACCUCGACAGCCUGAGCCCUGACGACGAGGACUACGAUGAUACCCAGCAGAGGUAUCAGAAAUACAUGCAGCGCUUGGAAGACGUCAAGCGAAGAGCAGAGACUCCGAAAUCCCUUCGAGACCUCGGACUCUGGGUGGACAUGUGUGUUCGAGAGGCUCAGAGGGAGGAGAAACUCGCUGAAAAGCGAUAUGACGACAUGGUUGAUCAACUUGAGCAGCUGCUCCAAUCCGAGAUAGACAUGGGGAGGGCGGAGAAAGCGAGCCGGACUGCAUCGGAACAUUACUUGCUGGCGAUCCACGAACAGACUUGGAAGCAAUUGCUCAAUAUUGUAGAAGCAAGUGGGAGCAAGACCGCGAGGCGCUUUGACGGACUCGAUUCAUUAAGACUCGGGAAUCGUAGGAACAAAUUUGUAGUAGAAUUAACGAAACUAUCACGAGCGACGGAAUCGCAGCAGCAUCAAGGAUGCUAUGACAAUAUUAAGAAUCUAGGAUUAAUCGAUACCUACAAGGGGAUCUCAAAAAUUGGCAUCCACUUCGCGCUCUAUGAUAGUCAUCGCCAUGUCAUCAUCUCAUCCUCCAAGACAGCAUCGUUACGUCGCGGUAAGAAAGGCGACAGAUUGGAAGCAACAAGCAUCAAUCCACGCCUUUGGGCAUCAUCAAUGAAAGAAAACGUUCAACUUUGUGUCGUGCGGCUCUUCCUAGGCUUUCGAUUCGAUGAGUGCUUGCGACUGUCAUCCCGAACGACAUGCCUUUUGAAAUAUGUGGUUUUGAUAGGUUGCGAUGCUGCUGUUGUCGUACUCGCCUGUCUCGAUCUAGACACUUUCCUCAAUCUGGCGAGGCAGCCUCCGCUAAGUACUUGCAUAGAGACAGGUAUUCACUUUGGCGGUAGCCUGUGCCGUGCUCUCUCGCUGAUUUGCCCUUUUGUGCAGCAGCAGCUACCAGCAGUUGAUGUGAAAGCGAACAUUCUUGGAGCACACGCUACGUGGGUGGCACAAAAACCCACGGCCAAUGCUAUGUUUGACUUACUGAUGACGUGUAUGUUCCUGCUACCCGACGUGCUCCUCUUAGCACCUAGAGAUUUCCAGACUGUUGACUUGAGCCCACCGUCGGCGAGGGAAAGGCAUUGGGCGAGUCUCUGCUCUGCACCACGUCUUGGGCAGCUCAACAGCUUUACCGGCGUUGAUGGAGGCGUUCUUCUCGUGAUUGGCGGCGAUUGGAACAGCCCCGGCGGAUUCAUCGUGAAAAAAAAAAUCAUCGUGACGGGAUUCAUCCCAAAGGAAGUCAUGCUGAAGGAAAUCAUCCCGAAGGAAUUCAUGCUGAAGGAAAUCAUCGUGCCGGGAUUCAUCGUGAAGGGUAGCAUCGUAAGCAGUGUUGUCGUGAAGGAUGACAAUGGAAAUGGGACCAGCAUGACUCUAGGGAUAGAUACAAUCACCGCGGGAGAAGGCGAGCCCUUGCGUGCUCGCAUCCUCGAUCCAUCCGAUGAUGGACUCAAAACCAAGGCCAAUAGGGUUUUGGUUGUCGAACAUGUGCUUGGCACGCUGAUCUCAGCUCGAGGGCUGGCAGAGAAGAAUGGGAUAAUGCAUAGAAAGGAAAAGGGAGGAGAGAUAAAGAGUAUGAGUAAGAAGCAGAAGCAGAGCGCUUUGGGAGGUUACGUGCUGAGUGACUUUCAAACAGACUUGGCUUCAAUGAGUGGUGCGCUUCCUGGCGAGUAUGUGGCGGAGAAGCCUCGCGGAACCGAUGUGAUAAUGACGAGAACUUGGUCUAUGGAGUGGAUGGCCAUGAUUAUGAUCAUGAUCCUGGGCAGGAUGUGUUGCAAAGAUAUGAGAAGCAAGAAGAACAAGAAGGCCAAGGUUAUGGGUGCGUCCUGGCGGGAUACGAGAGCGAAGAGGUCGUACCUAGUCCUGGGCAAGAAGCGGAAGCGUGGCGAGUCCUUCGAGGGGUCCGCGGCAAAGCGCAAGCGAGUUGAGCACGAAGGCUUAGAGCGUGCCUCGAGCGCUGAGGAGACUGAGUCGACGACAACAGAAGCUGGAAUCAAGGGUGGAGAGAGCGAAGGCGAAGAAGAGACAGGAUCUGACGAGGAAAACUUGAUAGAUUUAUCUGAAGCCUCUAGGGACGUGUCGAGUAUGACCUGUAGAAUCUGUAUUGAUUGGUGUCGAAUGUUGCUCACAAUAGUCGAGUCGUGUGAGUUCUCAGCGCGCACUCCUCACAAAUCUCAAAACAAAAGCAUUCUUGCAGAUAUGGAUCAGGACGGCAUAGAGCUUCCGACCCGAAUUACUCUUGAGCGUGAGUUUCGCGGCCCUCUGGAAUGGCGCAUACAGGUUUAUCUUCGGACAAUGGUUGGUCAUCGUUGGUUGUUGACUGAGCCCGCUGCGUUGGGAAUGUCGUCGUGGAAUUUCGCCUCGUUCGUGGUGGAAAUAUCAUCCAAUGCCCUUCUUAGACUUCUCAAGCUUUCUCAAGAUAGGUGGCCGGAAACCAGCUACGAACCGGAGAUCCUGUACCAGGAGGUACCACAGCACGCGCAUAGCCUGCAGUUUCAAGAAGGCAGAGGAAGUUCUGCCAUUCGGGCUUUGCUCGAUGAGCUCAACGACCUGGGACUGUCGAAGUGGACUCUUCUCGUGGUCGCGGAUUACCCGGUAGAGACGAGAGGGAGAGUCAUCUCCGGUACUAUCUUCCUCCUCUUGAUCGUGUUCCUGUGCCUCGAAAACUCCAUCAUCUGCAUGGUGCUUCCUGCGCUGACCACUACCGAUCUCUUGCUCAUCCAUAAGAGGCCUGGAAGAGGGCAUUUUCCUUGUCCUGCCAUUCUCACUGAUUUCCCUCGGAGGCGGGAAAAGCGUCUCAUCCCACUCAACAACAUCUCCUCCUCGUCCAUUCCUCCCUUGACCACCGAUUUCACGCUCUUAUCCUCCUUCAUCUCAUUAUGGAAGCCUACUGCACGAGGCCAAAUUCGAGAAAGACCUCGACUGAACGUGCUUGACGUGGAAGCCACAAGCAAGACUCGGGAGCGGAUUCUUGCGGAGGAAGUCAUCGCUGAUUCUCGUCUGCUGAGCGCGGCCAAGAAGUUGUCAUCAUCAGCAGAUAAUAAUGAGCUGCUGGAUGCUGGCCGCUGUCGACAGAUAUCCAGCUGGAUAUGCCGCUCCCCGCACUCAGGCGGCAACCUGAUCAAUUUUGAUAAACUAUCAUCUGCAAAGUUGCCGGUUCUGCGCACGCUUUUGAUCAAGGCCCCGCACUCCGGAAUCAUCACAGGUUCUGCGUGGGCUUUUGAUCGGGCAGCCGCACUUCUCACAGGUUUUGCGUGGGCUUUUGAUCGGGCAGCCGCGCCAUCGGCACCACCAAUCCACUGUGCGAGUGCCGUACGUUGGUGGACUGAGUCGGUAGAAUGGUGUGUUGUCAAUCUACACGAGGACGAAGGCUACGACGAUGCGCAUCCGCAAUCUGCUGAGCUCGCCAUCCGCAAUUUCUCUGGAGUUGCAAUUCAUCUGGCGUGCAUGCCUCGAGGGUUUGCCCAGGCGUUGAAUCAGGACCCUGGCAGAAUUUUGAUCAAUUUUGAUCAAUUGCAGCACCCCGCACUUGACUUCCUAGUCUUCUCUAUGAACUGCUCAAGGAACUACUUGAAAAAAUAA